Sipha flava (yellow sugarcane aphid) is the source of this 1992-nucleotide messenger RNA. Its product is annotated as nicalin-1. Lineage: Eukaryota; Metazoa; Arthropoda; Insecta; Hemiptera; Aphididae. Bases 269 to 1942 code for a protein of 557 amino acids. Gene Ontology annotation, biological process: regulation of signal transduction. Gene Ontology annotation, cellular component: endoplasmic reticulum membrane. The record is from RefSeq and is a predicted model, not a curated record. The transcript is spliced from 12 exons.
GCCAUAAAAUAAAAUGCUAGGCAAGAAGCAAACAAAUACCGCCGGUGCAUUCACUAUUAUUAUUAAUUAUUAAAACUAUUAUUAUUAUUAUUAAUAUUCUUCAGUACGCGUGCUUUUUUUAGUCAGACCGAUGACGGCCAGUAGUAACUAGAUUUUUGUGUUUUUGUUAAAGAAGUUAGUUGUUGACAUAUUUUUUUUAAUCUCCUUCUAUCGUUUUUUAAUUUCUUGUCUAAUACAUUGUCCAUAAUUUAAUUAUAAAUCAUAAAGAAUGUUAGGAGAAUCUGAUGAGUUUUCGGAGAUUCUUAAAACUGGUUUCCCAGUGUAUUUGCUAAUCGCGAUACCCUUGCUGUUAGUGUUGAGCCCUGUUUGUCCGGCCAAUGCAGCUCAUGAGUUCUCCGUAUACCGCGCCCAACAGUAUAGUUUGCUAGGCACCACUUAUGGCUCCAAAAGCAGUAUCAUCAACCUGGAAGCUAGAUCAUUGAAGACUUGGAGUAGUCGGUCUAGACAUUGUGUGUUUGUACUAAUGGACAACUUUACUUCUGAGGAGUAUGAACAAAUAUCAGCAGGAUUGGGUGCCUUAGUUUUGAUUGUACCACCAACACCCUAUACUCAAGAUCAGCAAUUAAAAAUGUUAGAAAUCGAACAAACUAUUUUGGUAUCUGAAACAGCCAUACCAAUAUAUCUCAUGAAUUGGUCCCCUGAAGUUAAAAAUUUAAUGGAUGAUUUGGAUGAUAGUAAAAUAAUUGAUGAAAACGCAAGUUCAGCUGCUAAAGCUUUUAUUAACUCAGUUUCUGCUAAUGGAUAUCAAAUAGUAGUAUCAACAAGUAAACCAGUUUUGCAGCAGAAUAUUGCUAUAUCAACAAUUCAAGGCCAACUGAUUGGUUAUGGAUUUCAAGAUAAGUUACCUAGUAUUUUGAUUGUUGCUCAUUAUGACAGUUUUGGUCUGGCUCCUGAGUUAUCAUAUGGUGCUGAUAGUAAUGGCUCAGGAGCAGCUUUACUUUUAGUUUUGGCUAAAAUAUUAAGUCGAAUUUAUGCAGAAAAAAAUCGACCAAAGUAUAAUGUUAUGUUUAUAUUGAGUGGUGGUGGUAAACUCAAUUAUUUAGGAUCUAAAAACUGGAUCGAACAAGAAAUGGAAAAAUCUAAUACAUUACAAGAUGUGUCGUUUGUGUUAUGUUUGGACUCUUUGGGUACGGAUAAAAAUAUUUAUGCUCAUGUGUCAAAACCUCCAAAAGAUGAUUCUAAAAUGGGAAAUUUUAUGAAUGAACUUAAUAAAAAUUUGGGAGAAAAUGGACUGAAAAUUAUUCACAAAAAGAUUAAUUUGAGUAGUGACACACUUGCUUGGGAACAUGAGAGAUAUAGUAUUAAAAGACUACCUGCAUUCACCCUUUCUAGUUUAAAAAGUCAUAAAAGUUAUUCAAGGAAAACUAUUUUGGAUACAAGUGAAACAUUGGAUUCAAAAAUUGUGUAUCGUAAUGCUCAGAUUAUAGCUAAAACUUUAGUAGCUCAUCUGUAUGAUUAUAAUACAUCUGAAACACCUAAAAUUAGUAUUGAUUUUGAGUCAUUGCGCAGUUCAUUGGAUUUAUUAGUAUUACAGCCUAGAUCUCCACAAAUAAUUGCUCAAAAAGGUCACCCUUUAAUUGAAAAUUUAUUUUCAAUUAUGAGCAAAUAUUUAAAAGACGUUAAUGUGUCACAUUUGACAGCAGAUAAGGUCGAUCCACAAUUUUCUUUCUAUACUGUUACCAGAGCAAAUUUACAAGUAUACAGUGUUAAACCAGCAGUAUUUGAUCUUAUUCUUACUUUGGCCAUAGUUCUUUACUUGACUAUAGUCUAUUUCUUUAUUCAGCUUGUACCAGUGGUAUAUGACUUGUACAUUGGAACAUCAAGACCAGAACCUAUUAUAAGUGCAUCUAAGAAGAGUAAUCGCAAAGAAAAACAACGAUAAAUAGUGAUAUUUAUUUUAUUUUAUACAUCAAUUAUACAACGCAUCAAUAA